Molecule: messenger RNA, 1506 nt
Organism: Lachnellula hyalina
Lineage: Eukaryota; Fungi; Ascomycota; Leotiomycetes; Helotiales; Lachnaceae
Exons: 1
Coding region: 1-1506 (501 amino acids)
Source: RefSeq, a predicted model, not a curated record
AUGCCAAAAAUCAUGGAGAACGCUAGGCAAGAUUUCGAUGAGCUCGCGUGGGAUAAAAAUGAUGAGGAAUGGGAAGAGGCCCAGACAGCGUUGAGCAAGAAGUCCUUGUGCCGCCGCCUUGAAUUGCUGGUGGCGGAGAAAUUCGGAAAGCCAGCAACCUGGAUCACCCCAAUGAUUAUUGGCGGGUUCAAUAAUCUGUAUCGAAUACGCGUUGAGGAUGUCUCUCCCGAUGUUCAGGCCCAGUUUCCGGAAGAGAAAACUCUCCGAGAGGCGGCAACUGCGAAGUAUAUACAACAGAAUACUAAAAUACCCACUCCGCGGGUAUUAUAUUAUAGUGAUUUCUCUGACGUUGGGCCAUUCAUCAUCAUAGAGCGCGUCGAGAAUAAGUCAACCUUAUCGCAUGCCUUGACCACACCCGGCGUUGACCGUUCAAUAACUCAUACAUUGAAUCCAAACAUCUCCCAAACUACACUAGAAGACCUCUAUCUGAAAGUGGCGAAUAUCAUCUUCGAACUCUCACAUCACAAAUUUCCACGGAUUGGGUCCUUACUCGAAGCGAAAGAUGGUUCCUUUUCUGUGGAUGGGCGACCGAUUACUCAAAAUAUGAGCGACAUGCUUCAGCUCGCUAAUAUCCCUUCUGCCAUCUUCUCGCCAGAGUACAAGGCCUUCCGAUGCUCAGACGAGUACUACUUGAACCUAGCGCAGGGUCAUCUGGUACAGCUGAUAUUCCAACAUAACGACUUGGUCAAAUCAGCGGACGACUGCCGGAACAAAUACGUUGCUCGCCAACUUUUCCGUCAGCUGGCGAGGCAAGGUCGACUCUCUACGUUUGGAUUCGCUGAGGAUGACUGGUCUGCCCAGGCAAGGAGCAAAACUUCAAAACUCUUGCCAGUGCCUUCAAACUCAGACUCAUUUCGGCUCUAUGGCGAUGAUUUUCGUCCUGGAAAUAUACUAAUAAACGAUGCCAACGAAGUUGUUUCUAUCAUUGACUGGGAAUUCACGUAUACUGCACCCACACAAUUCGUUCUUGAUCCUCCGUGGUGGUUACUACUUGACACCCCAGAAAUGUGGGAUGCUGGUAUUGACGAUUGGGUACAGAAUUAUGAGCAUCGACUUGAGACAUGGUUAUCCGCCAUGAAGCAAGCUGAGGGGAGUGCGGGCUCUAAAUCCAAGUCUACAGAAUUCCCGUUGUCGGCAUAUAUGAGAGAGAGCUGGGAAACGGGGCGGUUCUGGCUGACUUAUGCAGGGCGGAAGAGCUGGGCAUUUGAUACCGUCUUCUGGAAAUAUUUGGAUGAGAGGUUCUUUGGUCAGAGGGAAGAUGGUGUUGAGAAAAAUGAGCUUUGGAAGACAAGAGUCCAUCUUCUAAGCGAGGGUGCGAAGAAUGCAAUGGAGCCAUUUAUAGAACGGAAGGUAGAGGAGAUGAAGGAGCGGAAACUGGUCGAGUGGGAUCCAGAAGCAGCGAAGAGUCGAUUGGCGGAGGUGCUUUUUGAUGAUGAAAUGCAGUAA